AUGAGAUCCCUGAAACACCUUAAACAUCACUCAAGGAACAAUGUGGAGGAGGAGAGUGGCCGCUUGGUGCGGACAUACCCAAAGAUGACUGAGAGCCAAGUGGAUGUGGGCACACAGACGGAGCCUGUGGUCGUGCUAUCUCUGGCUCAGGCUGCCGUUCUUGGCCUCAUCUCCCAGAAUGAAAUAUUUGGGGCCACUAUUGCUCCUAAUGGUUUUUACACAGGGGAGCCCAGAGAAUGCCCUCCUCCUCCACCGGAGUCAGUGGAGUAUGAGUAUGCUGACCAGCUGAUAGGAGCCAAUGGGGACUACCUGGCUGAGCCUGCUGGGGAGCCAGAGCAACAGCCCCACUGCAGUGAGAGAAGACGGCCCGGGCCCCGUGGGAGGACCAAGAGGCCCAGGAUUGAUGGGGAAUUAGAGGGUCAUCCGCACAAUGUACCCAGUCCACAGCCUCAGGUUAAAGGUGAAAGACUUGAGUCUGAUACCCCUCCUUCAUGCAUUCACAUGAACAGCAGGCGUAGUCCUGGCAAGACAGAGGACCCAGUCAUCCAGCAAGGUUCUCUGAAAGAGGAGCAAGUUUGUGGAAACUGUCCUUCAUGUGUGAGAGAUACGUCCAGGCCACAAGCAGAUGGACAGCCAGAGGCUGAACACGAUGAAAGCUCUGGUAGGGAAAGAGAGAGGAAAGAAGAAGAGUUAGUAGUAGAGGAAGAAGAAGAGGAGGCACUUAAUCUCAAGACCACUGGAGAAACAAGCAGUCCUGUGGAGAAUCGGUAUUAUGAUUCCAGUGAGGUGGCCUAUGAGUCCGCAGAUAUGGCAAUGCCAACAGAGUAUGAGGAGAACAACCAAGCCAUGCUGUGGUCAGACCCAGAAGGUCUCGCAAGACGAAUGCAGAUUGACCGACUGGACAUCAAUGUACAGAUCGAUGAGUCUUACUGCGUAGACGUCGGAGAAGGCUUGAAACGCUGGAAGUGCCGCAUGUGCGAGAAGUCAUACACAUCCAAAUAUAACCUGGUAACCCAUAUCUUGGGCCAUAAUGGAAUUAAGCCCCAUGAAUGUAUACACUGUGGAAAGCUUUUCAAGCAGCCAAGCCACCUCCAGACUCACCUGCUCACCCACCAGGGAACCCGACCUCACAAGUGUACCGUCUGUGAGAAGGCCUUCACACAGACGAGCCACCUGAAGAGGCACAUGCUGCAACAUUCAGACGUGAAACCCUACAGCUGUCGCUUCUGUGGCCGUGGCUUUGCCUACCCUAGUGAACUGAGGACCCACGAGAACAAACAUGAGAAUGGUCAGUGCCAUGUCUGCACCCAGUGUGGUCUCGAGUUUCCAACCUAUGCGCACCUGAAGCGUCACCUGACCAGCCAUCAGGGACCCACGACAUACCAGUGCACAGAGUGCAACAAGUCCUUCGCCUACCGCAGCCAGCUGCAGAACCAUUUGAUGAAGCACCAGAACGUGCGGCCUUACGUUUGCCCCGAGUGCGGCAUGGAGUUUGUCCAGAUCCACCAUCUCAGACAGCACGCUCUCACACACAAGGGUAUGAAAGAAUUCAAGUGUGAUGUCUGUGCCAGAGAAUUCACCCUGUCUGCCAACCUGAAGAGACACAUGUUGAUCCACGCCAGUGUGAGGCCCUUCCAGUGCCACGUCUGCUUCAAGACCUUUGUCCAGAAGCAGACCCUGAAAACGCAUAUGAUUGUCCACCUGCCGGUGAAGCCUUUCAAAUGCAAGGUGUGCGGAAAGUCGUUUAACAGAAUGUACAACCUCCUCGGCCACAUGCAUCUCCACGCUGGCAGCAAGCCCUUCAAGUGCCCUUACUGCACCAGCAAGUUCAACCUGAAGGGCAACCUGAGCCGACACAUGAAAGUCAAACACGGCAUCAUGGAUGCCACAAUAGAUGGACACGAACCCCCCCAAGAGACAGAAGGCCAGGAGGACUACGAAGAGGAGAGCUUUGAAUUCAGCGAGCGAGAAAACCGAGCCAACAACAACAACACGCCAGACAUCUCCAAACUGUCUCAAAUGGAGUAUUACAGCACCUAUGGGAAGAGUACAGGACGCUUCAGCACUGCGUGAAUUAUUAAAAUUGACCCCAAAUUGAAUAUAGGUGUGACCUAAUGAAAACAGGAUUGUUUUGUUUGUUUUUUUUAAUUUUGUUGUAAUUUUGCUGUUAAAAGUCAUAGUGCUUGGGCACCUCUUCCUGGAUGUGAAGAAGCCUAGCAGACUGCACAUGAGUAUGCACUGGAAUCACUCAUAAUGCUAGAAAAAAAAAAUGUAUACUUUUUUAACCUAAUUACAUAUUUUUCAUCUCUAAAACAUAAAAAAAUACAGAUAAAUAUAUUUGAAGGAAAUGGACAGCCUAAAAUAGGAGCAAAGGAUUAAAAAAUAUAUAUAUAUACAUUUGUAUAUGUUGUUAGUUGUUUAACAACAGUUACAUCAUCAGAGCCCAAUUUGAAAAGCACAAGCUCAGCUGUAACCAUUGGUGCACGUUAAUGUCACACUGCACAUCCUCAUUCAAGACAAUCCCGGUCGCGCUCUCUCUCUCUCUCUCUCUCUCUCUCUCUCUCUCUGCUGGGGUAAACUCAUGGGUUACAGAGGGAAACAGGUGUAGCUGUUCAUUUCACUUGCCAAAGCUAAUAAAGUUGCAGAAGUUAAUGAUUCACUUUGAUUUAAACUGUGAUAAACUGCAAAAUGACUGAAACGCCACUGGAUUUGCAAUCUGUUUUAUUGUAUAUUAUUGUACAGAAUGUAUCAGACCUCUAGUACGCUGGCUGGUACUGCAAUCAGUGCAUUGCACUGAGGACCACUGUGUCUACUUUUUACAUUUCUGCAUUAAUGAGCGUCACCCUGUAUUGAUCUCUAGUCUAUGAAUGUAACUGUUUCUGUGGAAUGUUAUAAGAUGCUAAUAAAAAGAAAAGAAAAUUACCCUUCUUUUUAAUGGUAGGAUCCCUUUUACCAAAGAAUUGGAUCAAAUCUUGCAGCUACUGGCGCCACUGGAUUAUUUUCCUUGUUGUUGUGUUGAGCUGGGACAUUGAAUUUCUUGGGGUCCAAUCACAGACCUCCAGAAAUUACAUUCAGGUUCCCCUCCCACCCAUCUGUAGAUCUUUUCAGAUUACCACAGAACAGACUGUGGUGCAGCAUCUCUUUCAGUAAACCUUACAGUUUUCCCUGAUCCAAGCCUUCACAAGACUGCAGCAUUUUUCAAAAGCAAACCCUGCAUUUGUAUUGCAGUUGUGUGCGCGCGUGUUUUUUGUUUUUUUUGUUUUCUCUUAAAUGGAUGAAUCUCAACAAGAAUUGUCCCCAAAAAACUCAGACAGAAAUAUUAAGUGCCCCAGUGUGCCUGCGAGAGCAUGCCAUCCAUCAUGCUGUACACUGGUCUCAAGUGAUGAACGACAACCUCCCAACAUGUGACAAGGCCGUGGACCUUGUGCAAAAUGAUUUGGAAAUGCUCAAUAUAUUCAGUUUCCCAGUGCUUAGCUUUUCAGACUUGUAACCUGCAAAUAAGGUAUCCAUUUGCAAUGUUGAUAUA
This is a messenger RNA of Archocentrus centrarchus (flier cichlid), 3526 nucleotides long. RefSeq names its product zinc finger protein 710a (gene znf710a). Gene Ontology annotation, biological process: regulation of transcription by RNA polymerase II. The coding region runs from base 1 to 2073 and encodes 690 amino acids. The record is from RefSeq and is a predicted model, not a curated record. The transcript has 5 exons. Gene Ontology annotation, cellular component: nucleus. Gene Ontology annotation, molecular function: RNA polymerase II transcription regulatory region sequence-specific DNA binding; DNA-binding transcription factor activity, RNA polymerase II-specific. Lineage: Eukaryota; Metazoa; Chordata; Actinopteri; Cichliformes; Cichlidae.